UUAUAUCAUGUCUAUAAGACACCAACUCGAAAAAGCAAAAAAAUUUACACACAACUUUUACGGAACUACAAAAUUAUCCAUACUACUCACUUGAUAAACUUAUAUAUCACUUUUUAAUAUUAUAAAUAUUACGUUUUAUAUAUUAUUAUCAUAUAAAAUCACUGCACUUGCUGCUGUUAAAGUACCUUAAGUACCCGUAAACUCCAUUAGCGUAAAUAAUAAAAUUCAAUCGUCAAUCAACAUGGCGGCGUUCAUCAGGCAGAUCAGGCAUGGCUCUCUUGCAACUCCACACUCGUCUAAAAAUUCACUACUUGCUCUAAUAACGGCGCCAGUACGUCAUGAUGUCGUAAGAUGCAAAGCUAACAGGGCCAAGCAAAAACAAAAACAAUCCACAAUCAAAGGCAAAUGGGAGUGGAAUGAAAAGUCACUUUCAACUCGAGGAUUUCUUCGGCCCCUAAAACCUUAUGAGCCGCCAAAAGAUGCAUCCGAGAAGCUCGACAAAAUUUGUAAAGAUCAAGGACUGUCAGAGAAUGAUUUUACAGAAUUAAAGGAUCUUGAUCUGAGAUUUAAGCUGUUCAGCAUUUGUGCAGAUGAAUUCAAAUGUCAUAUUCCAAAUUCAAUAUUAUUUAACAUACAAACUAUCGGAGAUUUGAGAAAGUUUUAUCAGACUCAGAUAGACACAACUCUACCGUUAGAUGCAAAUAAAAAUAUCGAUUUACCACCAAAUCUACAUAUUCAGUAUGAAUAUAACAGAUUUCAUCCAGAUACAGAUACCAAGUUUAACGGAAAAACGGCAUUUCCUAAGAGCUCAACUCUUGUCACUGGUCUUAAAUAUAAGAAAAAGUAUCCAAGUCUUAUACUCGACAGUCCUUGGACAUAAUGCAUAAUUUUAUAAUUUAUAUUUUAUUAAUAAGUAAUACUUUAUUUGUUAAUUAAUAAACAAACAAAUACAUAAUUAAAUAAAUUAAAACCGA
Microplitis mediator is the source of this 974-nucleotide messenger RNA. RefSeq lists its product as uncharacterized. Gene Ontology annotation, cellular component: mitochondrion; mitochondrial large ribosomal subunit. Lineage: Eukaryota; Metazoa; Arthropoda; Insecta; Hymenoptera; Braconidae. The transcript has 4 exons. Bases 242 to 880 code for a protein of 212 amino acids. The record is from RefSeq and is a predicted model, not a curated record.